AUGGCUGAUCCGUUCGCUCCGCGCUCCAUGAAGCGCAAGAACGUCAAGGGCCUUGCCCUGACACCCGCCGCUCCGCGACCGCCCCCAACGGCCGAAACCAGCCGCGCCGAAGUCGACAGCGCCCGCGAUGAUGGCAAGGACGGCCAGCUCGAAAUUGGCAUCGAAUAUAAGCUGGAUCUCCGGCCCGAGGAUCUCGAAAUCCUCAAAGAGCUCGGCUCUGGCAAUGGCGGCACGGUCAGCAAGGUUAAGCACUUGACCACUGGCACCGUGAUGGCGCGCAAGGUCAUACACGUCGAGGCCAAGAAGGAGAUGCGGAAGCGGAUCGUUCGAGAACUGCAAAUCAUGCACGGAUGCCAUUCGGACUACAUUGUCAACUUUUACGGCGCAUUUCUCAACAGCAACAACGAUGUCAUCAUGUGUAUGGAGUACAUGGACGUCGGAUCUCUCGACAGAGUUUCCCGAGUCUUUGGCCCAGUCCGUGUCGACGUCCUAGGCAAAAUUGCCGAAGCAACGCUUGGCGGCCUAACCUACCUCUACUCAAAACACCACAUCAUGCAUCGAGACAUCAAGCCAUCGAACAUCCUGGUUAACUCCCGGGGCUCGAUCAAGCUGUGCGACUUUGGCGUCUCGGGAGAACUCAUCAACUCGAUUGCCGACACCUUUGUCGGAACCUCGACCUACAUGGCCCCGGAACGCAUCCAGGGCGAGAAAUAUACCGUCAAGUCUGAUGUUUGGAGCUUCGGUCUCACCAUCAUGGAGCUCGCGAUCGGCAAGUUUCCGUUCGCGGCGAGCGAGCAGUUCUCCGACGAGGAAUGCGCACCGGCCGGUAUUCUCGACCUGCUGCAGCAGAUUGUCCACGAGCCGGCGCCAAAGCUGCCCAAGAGCGAUGCCUUCCCAAGCAUUCUGGAGGACAUGAUCCAAAAGUGUCUUUACAAGCAGCCAGAGGAGAGACCGACGCCGCAGGAGCUUUUGGACCGCGAACCGUUUGUGCAGGCAGCCAAACGGACUCCUGUCGACCUCAGGCAAUGGGCUAUUGGUCUCAUGGAGCGAGACAACCGCAAAUCUCACCUGGCGCCUCAGCUGUCGCCAGCGACCCAUGACUUGCUGCGAUCGAGCGAUUCGCCUACCUACCAGACCCAUGGCGACGAACGUACCAUCCACACACCGACGUCCGGCGAGAUCCCCAUUGGAGGCGCCGGCAUCAUCUCUCCCCGCGACCAGGUUCAGCGAAGCCGGUCACCCAACGGCUACGGUUCUGGCAGAACACCGGCGACGGCACAUCCCGGCAUGGGACCCAGGGUCGCGACGACAAACUCGAUACCCCAAACGUCCGCGUACCCCGAGAACCCGGCCCCCGCGAGCGCGAAUGCUGCGACGGCAACGUUUAGUCUGCCCGUGCGACCCGGCCCUCCUGGUGGUCCGCUGCCGCCGCCGCCGCCGCGGAAGCAGACGCCAGACGACUUCCGGAGAGAGAAUAGGAGGCAGGCAACAUUUGGUCUUCCCCCGAAUCCGAGCUACGGCCUCUAG
Messenger RNA from Purpureocillium lilacinum, 1527 nucleotides. Its product is annotated as MAP kinase kinase (MEK). Gene Ontology annotation, biological process: protein phosphorylation. Gene Ontology annotation, molecular function: protein kinase activity; ATP binding. NCBI's taxonomy places the organism in Eukaryota, Fungi, Ascomycota, Sordariomycetes, Hypocreales, Ophiocordycipitaceae. The record is from RefSeq and is a predicted model, not a curated record.